AAUCCCAAGACUGGUUUCAGUAAACAACGCGUGAGCAGUGGUCAUGCCCUGGUGCCGUGGUCCUGCUGAUAAAAAGGAGGCGUAAGAGGAGAUCUGUGCAGGACAAAGGAUCCCAUCCUGAGGUUAUCCACGCCACUUAUCAGCUAAGAUGGCACUGAUUCUGCUUGCCUUUCUGCUUGCUGCAAUCCCGGCAGCCCACAGCUAUCCUGCUACCUUCCAACACCUGAGUGAGGGUCACGAUUUGUUUUCUCUGACAGCUAACAGGACCUCCAUUAAGUUCCUGGCUUUGGGAGACUGGGGAGGUUUGCCUUACGCUCCAUACAUGACAUCGGUGCAAAAGACUACUGCUGAAGAGAUGAACACUGUAGCAGAGCAAAUGGGAGCGGACUUUAUUCUGGCCCUUGGUGACAACUUCUACUUUAAAGGUGUGGACAGUGUGGAUUCUCCAAGAUUUAAGGACACCUUUGAGGCUGUGUACACAGGGGAGUACCUGAAUGUCCCCUGGUACGUCAUAGCUGGCAAUCAUGACCAUGCAGGAAAUGUCAAAGCCCAGAUUGAAUACACAAAGAAAUCUGCAAGAUGGAACUUCCCUUCCUACUACUAUGAGCUGGACUUUCGCAUCCCUAACACAGACAAGACUCUGACCAUCAUCAUGCUUGACACCGUGAUGUUGUGUGGGAACUCCCUCGACUUUGAGGAUGGGCAGCCCAAAGGCCCCUUAAGUGCCGUAGAUGCCAACCGACAGCUGAAAUGGCUGAAGCAAAGGAUGGCUCAGUCCAAGGCGGAUUUCCUCCUGGUGGCCGGUCACUACCCGGUGUGGUCCGUGUCCGAGCACGGGCCCACCGCUUGCCUCCUGCAGUCAGUUCGUCCCCUGCUGCUCAAAUACAACGCCACAGCCUACUUCUGCGGCCAUGACCAUAACCUGCAGUAUAUUGAAGAGUCUGAAGUGGGCUACAUAGUGAGCGGCGCUGGAAACUUCCUGGAUCCGGAUAUCCGCCACUGGAACAAAGUUCCCAAAGGUUCUGUGAAGUUUUUCACUGGUAGUACGUCCACGUUAGGUGGCUUCGUUCAUGCAGAAGUCACGAAGAACAAGAUGAUGCUCACCUUCUUCCAGGCUAAAGGCACCUCUCUCUAUCGUGCCGUGCUCUCACCAAGGAAUGGCAAAUAAAUGACAAAGGAGCUUCACCUUUGCGUCCAAAUUUUGUUUUUUUAAACAAAUAUGUUAAGUCUAAUUUUCCAGAAUAAAUCAAUAUUUUGAAGGCAUACUUAGACUGAAUUUAUCUGAAAUAAAUGGCCUUUUCUCCAAGGCUAAGAGUUCUGUAUUAAUUGAAAUUGUGACAAAGUACAGCUGCCCAACAAUUUUUGAAUGAACAAAUUUCACUUUCUAAACAAUUUCAAUUUCUUGUUUGUAAUGACAAAACUGAAAAAAAAAGUCACAUUACUUGCAUUUCUGGCAAAUGGAGUUUCAAAUAAAGGUGGGUUAACUCAC
Syngnathus acus (greater pipefish) is the source of this 1489-nucleotide messenger RNA. RefSeq names its product acid phosphatase 5a, tartrate resistant (gene acp5a). The transcript is spliced from 6 exons. Gene Ontology annotation, biological process: bone resorption. The record is from RefSeq and is a predicted model, not a curated record. Bases 149 to 1168 code for a protein of 339 amino acids. Lineage: Eukaryota; Metazoa; Chordata; Actinopteri; Syngnathiformes; Syngnathidae. Gene Ontology annotation, molecular function: ferrous iron binding; ferric iron binding; acid phosphatase activity.